This is a messenger RNA of Ostreobium quekettii, 2175 nucleotides long. The record is from the annotation of a GenBank genome assembly. Lineage: Eukaryota; Viridiplantae; Chlorophyta; Ulvophyceae; Bryopsidales; Ostreobiaceae.
AUGGCCUCCCGGCGGCCCCCAACCCCUCCCGCCAUCGCCGCGACCAUCCUCCUCCUCCUCCUGGGCAGCGCCGCAGCCGAUGAAGUGGACGACCUCAUCGACAGCGUGGAGGCGGUCGUCGAGAAGAUCGCCGACGAGGCCACCGCUGCGUUCGCCAAGCGGUUUGAGUCUGUGGAGGGAUGCGCGUGCUCGCCUCACGCCUGCGGGAGCGAUUUCGAGAGCAGCGAGUGCGCGGAGGACAUCGGCGACGCGGAGCUGUGCGGGGCGUGCGCCGGGCAGAAGCUGUCAUUUGAAGAGAGCUUCAUCUUGACACCACCAACAGUUGACCUUGAGGACCUCCCUGCUGAUGUCAAGGAUUCCAUCUGCACUUUCAGGGGCUUAAAUGAUGUGUUCAGUGAGGUUAAGGACGACUUGGGAAUCAGGGCAUGGAGUUAUGUGGCCACGACGAAUGGUGUCAUGAGAAACUGGCCUGGCCAUGCGCACGAGCGUGGAGAAGAUGUCAUCCCAGAGCUUGCCGAUCCAAACCUGGAGGGCUGCAAAAUAUAUGACCCGCGGAUACGGCCAUGGUAUGCAGCGGCAACAAGUGGUCCAAAGGACGUUGUGCUGGUCGUUGACACUUCGGAGAGCAUGCUGGUGGCCAGUGAUGGCGAAGGGGAUUCGAUGACACGUUGGGACGUGGCCAAGAGGGCCAUCCUGAGCUUGUUGGACACAUUUGGCAUCACAGACUACAUCAACAUGGUUGAAUUCAAUGACAAGGUUACGAGCCUCAACCCAGGGAAGAUGCUGCAAGCCACGUCUGAGAACAUCGCUGCGCUGAAGGAAGAGGUGAAUGGGAUUGAACCCAAUGGGGGUACUGACUUUCGCAACGGCUUGGAGGAGGCAUUCGAUCUGCUGACCGAGGCUACAGUGAGGCACAGGGAGGAGGAGGAGCUGGUCAGCUCGGACUGUCAGAAGGUGAUUAUUUUUGUGACUGCUGGUGAAGAUUGCACAUUGGGCAAUGGGAAGAAGUGUGCAAAGAAACCACCAAAAAAUUUGACGCCUGUGGAUGCCGUGCUGGAGCUCAUUGAGGAAAAGCAGCAGGAGCUGGUGGAUGCGGGCAGCCAAAGGGCACACAUUUUUCCAUACUCCUUUGGCGCAGAUGCAGACGACGAGAUUCCAAAGGAGAUGGCUUGCGCAAACGAGGGCGUUUGGGGCCGUAUCCUUUCAACUGAUGACCCUCUCUUCAAGAUGAAUGCCUACACAGCAUACCUCGCUAGCCAGCGAGGCAAUUCGGAACCCAUUUGGUCCAGGCUGUAUGAAGACGAGUUUGGACUAGGGCUGGUCGUCACUGCUGCAAAGCCAAUCUACAGCCCCAAGACAUCUCUGGGUGCAGAUGGUUCGCUUGUUGGCGUGGUGGCCCACGAUGUCAGAAUUGCUGACAUCGAGGAGGUCGCUCCUGACUUCAAAUCUGUAAUCCUGCAAAUCAUCAGGCGGGGAAUCCAGUGCAUAGACACUGUUUUCACAGGCUGCGAGCUUCAGGUGCUCAGAGGGGAGGAAGGCCAGUGCCCUGAAAAAUUCGACGAGGCGGACUGCUACUUCUUCGAGAAGUCAGGCAGCUAUUACAUCGCUCCCAAAGAGCCCCUGCUGACCUUCGACGACGCCGAAGCCUUCUGCCAGGACUUGGGAGGCAAGCUUGCCGACAUUGACGAGCCAGAGGAGGAAGAUUUGCUGGCAGGCCUGGCUUCGAAUGCUGGUUCCUGGAUCGGCCUAAGGCGUGACGAUACAGGCGAAUGGAAGUGGAGGGUGACGGGUGACGCAGUCCCGGAAGACUCCGACAUCUGGGUGUUCAGGAAGGAGUUGCAGGACCCCAAGAAAGAGUGUGCAACUAUCGAUCGCCGAGGCGUGAGGAACAGCGUACAUCCAGAGGACUGCGCCACGCUCACUCGACCCAUCUGCGAAUUCCCUGCCGACGCCAUUCCCGAUCAGUGCACUGGUGACAAGGCGCUCCAGAUCGAUGAAGACUACGAAUACAACGUUCGGCCUCUCUCAACGUGCAGACAAGAGGAGGUCGAUCGACUGGACGCGACCUCGGCCAGCCCUGGCGCAGAGGACCUUGCCAUCGAGGAUGUGGUGUGCUCGCUGGGCGAGACGAAGAGCACGUUUGACGUUCGUUGCUGUGACGAUUGUGACGUAUAG